UUAGAUAGGAUUUUCAAAACCUUGAAAAUAUUUUUAAAUGAAGUCGAAUUUAAUAAAUAAUUUUAAUCAAAUAGCGUAACUCACAGCCAGAUGAGAAGGGUUAAUAAUUAUUGGUAUACAUUGAAUUGGUAGUAGGUUUUUGGUUCAUCCUCUUCUCUUGCUAAAACUCAAGGGGUAGGAAAAGAAAAAAAAAGAGGAAUAUGGAAGAAAACUAAAAAUCAGAAAACGUACGGGCUAAAAUAUAGCACGCCGGCGACCCGACCCGCUAAAGUUACGCUCCGUACAUCCACGAUCUCCGGCCGGCGCUAUCUUCGCCCGUAUCAUCAAUACUCGAACAUAUUUUAAUACCAGAGGUAUAUCAUGGAGAAGGUUGUAGCAGAGCUUGGUCGUUAAACUAAUGGCUGGAUUGAAGCGAAGAGCAGAGCAGGGGAUUGUCAAAGGAUGUUCAGCUGUAGAACCAGGGAGAUCUCUAUUUGGGAAAUAUUCUGAUGUAGACAUGCUUUUUCAGCUCAAAAGAAUUGCUCUGAAUCCAUGUGAUCCAGAAGUUAGCUUCAAAAAAUGUGGAUCGUUAUUGAACCAAACACUAAGAGUUCGGGAAGCCUUGACAAUUAGCCAGACUAAGAGUUCGCGGAGGAAAAGAAAGUUCCAACUCUUGGUCAAAGAGAAGUUGAGAAACACUCCCAAUCUUCCAUUGGAGGUAUUUGAAAAGGAAACUGAAGGAAAAAAGAAGAGAAAGCAGUUGUCUCAUAUGUCUACUGCUUCAUGCUUUCAUGACUCUGUCAAAUCCAAAAGUUUCGACAAAAAUGCUAUCUUGACUUCACAUAGCGCAAAAAGCUUGGUAUCGUUUGAGGACACCCUCCAAGAGCGAGUAUUUCCAGAAACGUUACUGAAUGCUGUAGAUAUGGGGCCUCCUGCCCACUAUAUUUCUCCUGUAGUUGACUCUGAUGAAUCUGUAAAUGGUGUAGACCACUUGAGCUCAGUGGACCAAACCUUAAAUCAUAUUGAAGCACCCUUACAAGACACGAAUGAAGUGAUUCACAAUUCGAAGUCAUUGGCUAUGAAAGGAACAAGGAGCAGACAUCUUCAACCACCACUUAGGUCCAUUAGGUUAAUGGGCUUGACUGGUGAGGACUCGCAGAAGAUGGUUGUUCCAGUAGGGCCUCGCUUUCAAGCUGAAGUCCCCGAGUGGACUGAACCACUUGGCCAUGGAAAAGCUGAUAGUGCUGAUGGUGUUUCUGAUGAUUCCAGAUGGCUGGGUACCAAAGUCUGGCCUAUUGUAACUGAUAAUGCAAGCCAAGCUACAAGUGCAGUUGGCGAAGGCAGAGCAGAGGCUUGCACUUGCCAAGUUCCAGGCUCAGUUGAUUGUGUUAGAUGCCAUGUUAUCGAGCAAAGAUUCCUUCUGCAAUGCGAUCUUGGCCCUGCAUUUUCUGCCUGGAAAUUUGACGAAAUGGGGGAAGAGAUGGUGAAGUCAUGGACAGUCAAAGAACAAAAGACUUAUGAGCCGUUGGUGAAUAUGGAACUACACUCAAAUGGAAAGAAGUUUCUUAAGCAUGCCUUGAAGUCCAACCGUUCCGAAUAUAGGAAAACUGCCAUACAGUAUUACUUCAAUGUCUUCCUCCCAAGACGUAUUAGUAUGCAAACAAGGUCGUCAUCUGUUGAGUUAGUUGACACUGAUGAUGACACAGACGAUUCUAGUUGCUUGCAUUUGCCUAAUAACAGAUGUAAAUGCAAAAGUGUUAAUCCCGAGAGGUCCUAUGGUGCAAAAAAAACUCGAUACUUGCGUGUCAUGACAUGAUGUUUAGGACUUAAAAAUCAGAAAACUAUGUGUUUAAAAGCUUUCAGAAGUUUUUCUUUGUUAUUAGCGUGUACUCCAUACUUCAUUUCUUCUUAGGCAUUUAGUGCAAGUCACCCUCCUGCCAAGUAGGGAUUUUUUAAUGGUUUCAUUUCAGUCAGAUUAUGAAUGAACUGGCUACAACAGU
This is a messenger RNA of Cuscuta campestris, 1979 nucleotides long. NCBI's taxonomy places the organism in Eukaryota, Viridiplantae, Streptophyta, Magnoliopsida, Solanales, Convolvulaceae. The record is from the annotation of a GenBank genome assembly.